Molecule: messenger RNA, 385 nt
Organism: Rhagoletis zephyria (snowberry fruit fly)
Lineage: Eukaryota; Metazoa; Arthropoda; Insecta; Diptera; Tephritidae
Source: RefSeq, a predicted model, not a curated record
GCGUGCAACAACGUAUUUUCAGAGGAGAUGGCUGAACUCUGCCUAAAUCAAGUUAAUGCACUUCGCAAUAAGUUUGGCAAAGUAUUAGAUCUUGGUUAUGUUGAUGAUGCAUCUAAGUCCGCUGUAAAUAAAUGUGACCCACUAGUUUUGCCCGAAGAUGUCUACCACCUUGCUAUCGAGAUAUCUUACGAAAUUAUAAACAAUGGUCAAAAUCGCGGUAUCCAAACAUACGAACCAAAUAUUCGCUUUGAUUUUUCAAAAGCCAACUUUAAAAAACUGGUUAAAGAAUUGUCUAAAUUUUUNAUGAGUAUCGAAUUUGCUGUCGAAAAGAAUUUUGCUUUCGAUGGUGUAGCGAAGUGUUAGAAAAUUCUGAAAAACUUAUGAU